Molecule: messenger RNA, 1719 nt
Organism: Aspergillus terreus NIH2624
Lineage: Eukaryota; Fungi; Ascomycota; Eurotiomycetes; Eurotiales; Aspergillaceae
Product: dicarboxylic amino acid permease agtA
Exons: 4
Coding region: 1-1719 (572 amino acids)
Biological process (GO): amino acid transmembrane transport
Cellular component (GO): membrane
Molecular function (GO): amino acid transmembrane transporter activity
Source: RefSeq, a predicted model, not a curated record
AUGGGUCUGAUCAACUUCAAGAAGGGCGAUGCCUUCGAGGCGCCCUCCAAAGCUGAAAUGGCCGGCGAUGUCUCCGCCGCCGAACAAGGAACCCUCUCCAAUGCGGAGCACAUCGAGCUGCAUCGCGGCCUCCAGGCUCGCCAUAUAACCAUGAUUGCUAUCGGUGGUGCCAUCGGAACUGGUUUGAUUAUCGGCACCGGUAAUGCACUUGCAAAGGCUGGCCCCGCCGCCAUCCUCAUUUCCUACUCCUUCAUCGGUUUUAUCGUCUAUCUCGUCAUGUGUGGCCUCGGAGAAAUGGCCACUUGGUUACCCAUGCCCUCUGGUUUCACCGGUUAUGCCACGCGCUUCUGUGAUCCCGCCCUCGGAUUCGCCAUCGGCUGGACGUACUGGUUCAAAUAUAUCAUUGUCACACCAAAUCAACUCACUGCCGCCGCGCUGGUCAUCCAGUACUGGGUCCCCGCUGAUCGAAUCAACCCAGGCGUUUGGAUCACCAUCUUCCUCGUCGUAAUCAUUUGCAUCAACUACUUCGGCAUUCGCUUCUUCGGCGAAUUUGAAUUCUGGCUCUCCUCCUUCAAGGUCAUCGUCAUCUGCGCCCUCAUCCUGCUCUCCUUCAUCCUGAUGUUGGGAGGAGGCCCCGACCACGACCGCAAGGGUUUCCGCUACUGGAAGGACCCCGGAGCAUUCAACACCUACAUCGACACCGGCGCCAGCGGACGUUUCUACGCCUUCUGGGCCACCAUGGUGUCUGCCACCUUUGCCUACCUGGGUACCGAGCUGGUCGGUGUGACCGUGGGCGAGGCCCAGAACCCGCGCCGCACCAUCCCCCGCGCCAUCAAGCUGACCUUCUACCGAAUCGUCUUCUUCUAUGUCCUGAGUGUCCUCCUCGUGGGCACCUUGGUCCCCUACGACUCGCCCUUGCUCCCCUACAACUCCAAAGAUCCCAAAUUGUCCAAACAGACCAGCACCGCCGCGGCCUCCCCGUUCGUCGCCGCCAUCAAGCUGGCCGGCAUCCCUGUCCUUCCGGACAUUUUGAACGCCUGUAUCCUGGUCUUCGUUUUCUCCGCCGCCAACUCGGAUCUCUACAUCGCCACCCGAACCAUCUAUGGUCUGGCUCGCGAGGGUAAGGCGCCGCGCUUCCUCUGCCGCACCGAUAAGCGCGGUGUGCCUGUGCCCGCCCUGAUUCUCUGCGCCGCCAUCGCGUGUAUCGCGUACAUGAAUGUGUCCAACGACUCCAAGCAAGUCUUCUCUUACUUUGUCGACUUGGUCACCAUCUUUGGUCUCCUGACCUGGGUCUCGCUGCUGGUGACGCACAUCUACUUCGUGCGCGCGCGCAAGGCGCAGCAGGUGCCGGACAGCGAGAUCAAGUACAAGGCGCCCUUUGGCGUCUGGGGCUCGUAUUUCGCCCUGUUCUGGUGUAUCGUCAUCUGUCUGACCAAGAGCUUCGACUGCUUUACCCACAACCCCAAAUGGGGCAACUUCAACUACAAGACCUUCAUCACCUCGUAUCUCGGCAUCCCGCUCUACAUCAUCCUCAUCUCCGGGUACAAGAUCGUCACCCGUUGCAAGGGAAUCAAGCCGCAUGAGGCGGAUCUUUAUACCGGCAAGGAUAUCAUUGACCGCGAGGAGGAGGCCUUCCUGGCGGCCAAGGCAAUGGAGGAGGAACAACAAGGUCAUAAUGGAAGCUGGUUCUACCGGACGUUUGUGUCCUGGUUGUUUUAA